Trichobilharzia szidati is the source of this 2720-nucleotide messenger RNA. Lineage: Eukaryota; Metazoa; Platyhelminthes; Trematoda; Strigeidida; Schistosomatidae. The record is from the annotation of a GenBank genome assembly.
UGGCACAGAUUUCAUGUAAUACUUACGUAACAAAUGACUAACACACAAAUUAAUCAUAUUUAACUACUUAUUGUUAUUGAGUCAGUUGAAAUUUACUAACUCACAAAUGGAAUUUUGUUAAGAUUUUCAUAUAUAUAAAUAGCCGUUGUGGAGAGCAAAGAAUCAGAUGAUCAAAUUAUUUCUUUGGUGAGGAGUUUAACUUGAAAAAUUUAAAAAAAAUGGAGGAUUAUGCAGGGGAUGCCAAUAAGACUUGGAAAGAUGUAUUUGGAAAAUUAAAUCUAAGCUUCAGGAAACCACACAAACUUCACAAAGACAAACCAAAAGAAAACAACAGAUACAUUGGACCAUUCACCAAAUCAUUCAGAAAUCGCAAACAAAAAACCAGUGAAGAUUGUGAUUCACUUCAACAGAAAACAGAUGAUAGGGAGAAGAAUAAUCAAUUUCGCGCUGACACAAGCAUAACAUUGAAUGACGAGUGUCCCGAUUAUAAUAACAAUAUGUUUUGGACAUCCAGAAAAUCACAGAACAGACUAUAUAGAAGCGUGUACACUCCGAAGAACAGAUCCAAUCUUGUUCCAAUCACCCAAGCUUCACUCGGAUCACAUAGAAUAAUAAAGCAUGCACAAGAUGAUGUGAAUGUGGACUUGACAAGGAGAUUUGGAACUGUGAAAGUGCGUGACGUGCCUGUGGAACCUAUCAGUCGAAUGAGCCUAUUAAAGAAGACGAAUAGAAGUGUUCAGAUGUCAGUGAGCGGUGAUAAUACCAGAUGCUCCGAGACAUCAAAGUACGCCAUUGAUGAUUCAUGUGAGAAGUCAUCAGAAUCAUCGUCGGCCUAUGGUUCAGAAGUGGAAACAUCCCCAGAUUCACCAAACUCAACUGAAGGUUCACAAGCAACUGAAAACACACGGACGAAUAAUGCUGACAGUUUUGACAAAGAACGACAGAUUGAAACUCCCCUAAGUCCAAUAUUCAGAUGUAGGAACUAUGACAGUGAAGAUAUUUAUAAGGUGCCGCAAACAACACCAAAUUCACCUGCUGCAUCUCGACGCCAUCCUCCACCUCCACCUCCACCUCCACCUCCUCCCCCACCAUUACCACAGCCUUUUAUACCACCACCACCACCACCUUUUCUUUCACCACGAACAACAACAACAUUUCUACCGCAUUUAUUGACUCAUUCCAACGAUUCAGCCACACCAGUGCCUGAGUCGCCGAUGCCAUACAACAUGAAACCAAAGAAGACAUUCUCGGCUGCAUUCAGAUUGAAGAAAGCUUGCGUAUCUCCGGUGAAAAAAUCUCGCCUGAAGGAGAAUUCUGUAUGGGUACGAAUUGAUGAAAGUGGUUUAUUGAGUGAAGAUUUUGUGAAUCGGUUGCAUAGAAGAUUUCGCAUCAAAAGGAAUGAAAAUAUGGUUACAGAUAAAUCAGAAGCUGAAUGUGGGAGUAAUUCGUCCUCUCUAUUCAGCACACCGAGCUCAAAGUCCAAUCCAAACCUACGAUUAUCAGACGGGUUAUCACCAAAUUCACCGAUAGGGAAAUCAAUGCGUUCUGCGUCUCUGCGAUUUGCCGCCCGAAAACAGACGUUAAACCUACUACCAGCUAAAGCAGCUCAGUCAGUUGCGAUAUGCAUGGCAUCAGCACAUUUAGAUCCCGAAAGCGUGGCUCAGGCAAUUAUAGAAUUGAAAACCACUGUCUCACUCAGUCGCAAUAAACCACACUCAGAAGGCUCGAACAAAGGAAUCGUUCAGCAUAGGACGCAAAUUUCGACAAGUUCAAGUUCACGUCAACUGUUUCCCGAACACUUAUUAGACACACUUAUCAACAGUAUGCCUCAAAUGGACGUCAUACUGAAUUUAUCAGACUGUCCAGUCGAUGUUUCGAAUCUCGUCGAGUCAGAUAAACUGUGCUGCCUCAUCUCCCAACUUCGUCAUAGACUGCCUGCACAUCUACACGCUUUACGUAUGCUUCUUCAUUACGAUAAACAAGCUGACCAAGUCAAACAGGCACUUCAUGCUGGAUGUUUGUGUCUUUCUGAGAUUCGACAUUCGAACUCGCUUUGUCAACUUCUGUCCUGUGCGUUGGCCUUGAUCAAUGCCCUAAAUGCUGCUGGACAGUGUUCGACUGCAGACUACAGUCAAUUACGACAUUCGAAUCCCUCGGAUAUCCAUACAUGCCAAGCAUCGAUGAGACGGAAACCGCUCCUUGGCUUUGAAGUAAGAAAUCUAGUCCGACUGGCUGAUACUCGUGACGUGACUAAUCGGAGGAAUUUAAUCCACUAUUUAGCAGAAUUAAUGGAACUCAACUUCACGAAGGAAGCUCACUUAUGGGCGAAUGAAAUACCUACAUUAGACUCUGCGCAAAGCUUAUACUGUGCCAAAACAAUUGAGGAGACUUUGGUUGAAAUGAAGCGUGACGUUGCUCGCCUCGAAAUAGAUUUACGUGGUAUUGGUGCAGUUCCACAUUGUGUGCAAAAGUCACGUUCAGAUUCUACAUGUGAAGCAUUCAAGGCUAAUACAUGUUUCGGUAUAGUAAUGGGAAAGUUUCUACCUCAUGCACAAGAAGAGCUCAGAAUACUGGGUGAAUUACACAGGAGAGAAUAUCCUCACGUUAUUUGCUUCUGUUUACUCGUUAGUGGAUACGUUUUCUCUGACAUUGUAAAACAGCGGCGACCAACUCAAGUCACCAAAGCAUUUCAUCUAGUACAAACUACAAGUAGAAAUUAA